Molecule: messenger RNA, 5966 nt
Organism: Cimex lectularius (bed bug)
Lineage: Eukaryota; Metazoa; Arthropoda; Insecta; Hemiptera; Cimicidae
Product: titin-like
Exons: 10
Coding region: 219-5903 (1894 amino acids)
Biological process (GO): intracellular protein transport; regulation of endocytosis; synaptic vesicle endocytosis
Cellular component (GO): AP-2 adaptor complex; synaptic vesicle
Molecular function (GO): clathrin-cargo adaptor activity
Source: RefSeq, a predicted model, not a curated record
CAGCGCCUCCAACCCUCCUCGACGUAUUAAAAACCUUUUCUGCUGCCGAUCAGUGAUCAGCCUUUUCCGAGGAGACGACCGCCUUUUCGACCUUUUCCCAACGCCCAACGGUCUCCAACAGCUUCUCGAGAAUCUGCUUCCAAAUGUAGAAGAUAUGUAUUUGACAUUAGGCCCACAGAUGACACAACUAAUAUGUACUCAUAGAUUAGUGGUAGAAUAUGCUGAAGAUACCAAAAGGAUUAAAGAAGAAGAAGAAAGGGAAAAAGAGCAAGCACAAAGAGGAGGAUCUUUUUGAUUCGGCCGAGUUAGAACAGUACCGGAAAGAGCAGCAGCAAAAACUCGAACAAGGGGGCUGUGAACCAGCGGAAGGGAACGACGAGAACAGCGAGGAGUGGCAGAAAUUCAAGGCCCUCACAUCCGGGGUUGAUGACAUAUUAAAAAAGACCCAGGGUGACUUAGAUCGUAUCAAAUCGACAAGUUUCUUCCAGAAAAAACCUCCCGGACCAAGUACACCGGCUCCGACAGAAUCCGUUGCUGUUGCAUCAAAGGCCGAACGCGAACCCGCCAAAGGAAAGUGGGUCGGUUUCGAAGAAGGCGGAGACGAACCGUCAGAAGAAGCUAGUGCGGUCAAUCCUGAAGAAGCUGAGGCCGCUUUCGGCGACGAAGAAAAGUUAGAGGAAGAAGAAGAGGAAGAGAGUGAGUUUGAAGACGGCCAAGAUGAUAUAUUUGACACGUCAUAUGUUGACGUAGUUACCAGUGGGGAAGUAAAAUUAGCAUACGUUCCAGACAGUCCUGAGAAAGAAGAAGACGGUUUUGACCCGUUCGACACAUCAAUUGUCGACAAAGUCAUUAAAGUAGAUCCGAACGAAGAAAAAAAGAAAAAACUAGUAAGCCUAGGUUGUGCCGUCGAAGUUCUAACUGGAAAAUUAGAAAAAGCAACAGCUGGCCCUCCUGUCGAAGCGGUAAAAACAGUAAGAAGGCGACCGAAACCGCAGGAUUUACUUUUAGGAAGUUUUGACGAAGGAGGGGGUGGUGUUGACACAGAAGCCCAGCCCGAGCCGCCGCCGAAAUCCCUUUUAGACGAAGACCCUAUUUUUGAAGAAGAGACUCAAGUGGUUCUCGGUUUACCAUCUGUAACUCCUCUUGCAGAAAAUAAGUCUAUCACACUUCAACCUGUAAUAGAAAAACCCGAAGAAAAAGUAAAAGUUGAUCUUCAUGAGCUAGUCGAAGAAUUUAUACCGUCUUUCGGUGAAGUUAAAACUGUCCAAUUUGUCGACCCGUCUGCAGAAGCUGUUGACGAGCUAGACGACGAAUUUGCAGCUCUUGCGGCAGAAUCUUUAUCAAAACAACUACCGGGAGAGAAUAAACUUUCCAAACCACCAAGGCCAGAAUUACCUAAGGUCCCAGUAGAUGAACUCGAAAACGAUUUUGACAUAGAGGACGAUCCAUUUGAUACUACCUUCGCAUCGCAGGUAUUACCGGGAAAAUUUGAGCUGAAACUUAUUGAAAAGGAAAUUCUAGAAAAUCCUGCUCCUGAAGUCAAUAAAAUUGUCAUUGACAGUAGAAUUCAAGAGGCUCUCAACAAUUCGGAACGGAAAGGGAGCGUAACUUUUAAGACAGCUUUUGACGAAGACGCGGAAUUCGACACUCUUAGACCCUUAGAAUCAAAACACAGGGAUCUUUUAGGAGGGAGUACGACUGACUUGUCGAAAAUUGUCCAGAACCCUAUUGUUCCAGCAAGUGUUAAAGAGGACAUCGACGAAUUUUCUGACAUCGAUCCAUUCGAUACGUCCGUAGUAGAUAAAAUCGUCGUUCCGGGCAAAUCAGAACUUCGCUUUCUCGAAAAGGAGCUACUCGAAGAAAGUAAACCCACGGUUCAAGUGGACUUCGACGACGAUUUCGAUCCGAGAGCAGACGAGAAAAAGCCCAUUGUCAGACCCGAUAAUUUGACAGUUGGUCCUAAAAGAUUUUCAGUUCCUAAAGUUGUUGCGUUUGAUGUAAAGUCACCGCCUAAAUUACCUGACCUGCUUGCCGUAGAUCAGGAAGAAACCAACAAAGUCGGAAAACCUCUGACACCGUAUUAUCCUCCUCCAGGUGGCGAAUCAAUUGCACAUACAGAGGAACAGAAUGAUCCGUUCGACACAUCUCAUGUGAAAAAUUGUCCAGGGAGAAUAGAAUUAAAAUUAAUAGAAAAGGAAUUAGUCGCCAAAGAGACACCAGCCGCUCUUCCUGCUCGCCAACAUAGUCUAUCAGACGACGAAUUCGAUCCGAGAUCAGGCACCAAACCGGCAACACCAAAACAGCAAGAUAUUAUCUCCGGUGACGUAGAUAAUCAUACAAAAUUACAUACACCGGUAAUCCCGAAAAAAGUAUCGGAAGAUUUCGAGGAUAGCACAGAUUUCGAUCCUUUUGACACAUCGAUAGCAUCGGUCCUCGUUCCUGGAAAAGCAGAAAUAAAAAUACUCGAAACCGAGUUAAUCUAUUCGAAAGAGGAUCCCGUCAAUCCGGUAAACCCUAAUGCGAUUACUGAAGCGCUAAUUAGAAAAAGUUCUCAAAGUUCCAGCAGCCCACGCCUUUCAGUUAGCGACGUUUUGGAAAACACAGAAGACUUAGCGGUAAAGCCUUUGACUCCUGUCGUCGCAUCUUCUUCUUCUUUCGAUUUGGACGACUCUGUCGAUCCUUUUGACACGUCAGGCAUUGGUGACAUUGUAGGGCCUGGUAAGACCGAAUUAAAAAUUCUUGAAUCAGAGCUUAUUAUAAGAAAUAAUACGAUCAUGGCGAACCCUUUCUUAUUCACAGAAGACAUCGGGAGUUCCCAGGUAUCUAACUCCGCGGCUAGUUUUAAUCCGUUUUUAUCGGGAGGAAAUGCUGAAGAAACUACGAUACCUGAUAAUCCUUUUAUGAGCUCGUAUAAUGCGCCGGAGACCAAUGUCUACGAUUCAAAUUCUGGUACCAAUCCGUUCGCAUUCUCUUCAGAACCAACCACCACUUCGGAUUUCUUCGGGUCGAACACAGAUCAAACCGUCGAAAUCAAUUAUGAAAAUAUUUUUGCCUCCAGUCAAGUACCGCCGCCAUCGAGCGGCAUUGAUAUUUUUAGCAAUGCCAAUGUGCCUUCAGAACUUCCUCAGAGUAAGCCUAUCCAAGAUGAUUUCUUAACAUCCACCACCCCAACUAAUGACAUUUUUGCCCAAAAUAUAUCAGGUUCCGAAGCUUUGGAGGAUGCCGAUAGUGGCAAAGGUCCACCGAGGAGACCCCCGCCACCAAAGCCGGGUCCUCCCAAAGAGACCAAAGAUCUUAUUUUAAGCGUGACUGGCGCAAUGGAAGCCACGUCAUCUAGUUUAUUAGACAGGUUGCAGGCGACAAGAACACCCAGCCCGACGCCAAUGAGGGACCUUCACUCUCCAAGUCCGACUCAUUUUGGAGAUUUGCUUGAAGUAGACGAACCAAUGCACCCUAUGGCUCAUAGCCAGCCUCAAGAAAUGAAUCUGUUAGGGGAUUUUGAUAUUGAACCGUCUGGACCUAUAGCAGAGCCUACGGUACAAGAGAAAAGGCCUAGUGUAGAUAACCAACUUACUCCAAUUACUCCAGUUGCUCCGCCUGCUGAAGUAGUACAGCCUUUAACACCAAUGCCGGUCGUUGCAUCGGCCCCGAAGCCGGCUUCUCCUGCCGCACCCUUUGUUGCUGCAGCACCAGCAAUGCCACCUAGUCGACCUGCACCUCCAAGUGUGCCUCAGAGACCUAAAUUACCUCCUCAACCUGCUCGUCCUCCUCCACCACCUGCCAGGGUACCCACUCCUGAACCAGUGUUGGAUAUUAAAUCCCCACCACAAGAAAUCAAGAAAGCCGAAGAAGUUGAUAACAUUUUCGGAGAUAUGGCGGUCACGAAUGGAGUAACCUCUGUUCACACCACUGAACCAGAUGAUGUUUUUUCUGAAUCUGAACCUCAUGAGCACGGCGAUUUUUUCUCUCAGGAACCUAGAACUCAACAGUCAGAAAAUAUUAACGAUGUCUCAUUUCCUCCGGUCGAAACACAAGAGAGUGAACUGGAUUUUACGAUUAAAGCCAGUCAACCCGCGUCUGAACCUUCUUAUAACAUUUUUGAUGCUGCUCCUCCUCUAGAGGCUGAUGAAACUUUCCCUGCACAAUUAUCACAGACAAUCGAACCUUUAAACACUUCUGCUCGGAUAGAGAACGCGUUUGACAUGGGGGCGCUGACGGAAUCAGUAGCCGCUUUUAGUGCCCAGCCAGAACUGUUUGCUGCACCAGUUGACGCUUUCAGUGCUGCGCCGAUGGACGCUUUUUCCGCGGUUCCGGUAGCCACUUCGAUAGACACGUUUUCUGCAGCACCGCCUUCUUCGGAUGCAUUUGGAUCCGCUCCUACAGAGGAUUUUGACGCUUUCACGGCUAAAUUCGAGAGAGCCGGUUUUGGAGAAUUUGGACAGCCCAAGAGUUCCGAUCCGUUUGAUCCGUUUUCAUCGCAAUUUCCCGGUGGAAACACUGCUGACGAGAGUUGCACUGGUUUCGGGGCGGAUGAUAAUUUUGACAGCUUCCUAUCUCUGAGAGAACCUCCGCCUGUUCCUCAAGGUACACCCGCACGAGUAAGCCGUGGUGAAUCGGCAGAAUCGGUAGACGACAAUGAAUUUAACAUCUUCAUCAAACCCAAAGCUGCCGACGCCUUUGGAGAAAUGGUGGACAACGGUCCAGUCCCUUCACUCGCCCCACCGCCGAAAAGUCCAAGCCAAAUGAACGCGUUUCAAGACACAAGUCCGAGAUUUAACCCUUUUGACAGCAAUCAAGAAGCUCCGGCAUCAGCAACGGAAAACAUAUUUGCCCAAGCUAUUUCAGCUGUAGAAGACCGACCCAUGACCAGGACCGAUUCACAAGAAACACCUCCCACACCUUUAUUUGACGAAGACAUGUCUCAACCACUGGAAAACUUCCCGAGAAUCCAUUACGACGGUCCUGGCUGGGAAAUGCAACUAAGGCAGCCUAACAAAAAAAAGAUCACCGGACAAAGGUUUUGGAAAAAGAUUUUCAUCAAAUUGGUUUACCAAGGGGAAAAUCCUGUACUGCAGUUAUUCAACGGUAAAGAUGACAAAGAUCCUUUCCAGGAGCUGCCUCUUCAACCUUGCUACUCAGUGUCUGACAUAGCUGCCCAACAAUAUGACCAAUACGGGAAGAUUUUCACGGUCAAACUUCAGUUUAUAUUUUACAAAGAAAGGCCUGGCGUCAGGCCAGGUCAGGUGACGAAGGCGGAGAGGAUCACCAACAAGUUAAGCCAAUUCGCCGCUUAUGCGAUCCAAGGCGAUUACCAGGGUGUCAAAGAGUUCGGAAGCGAUUUAAAAAAAUUAGGCCUCCCUGUCGAACACGCUCCACAAAUUUCACAGCUUUUCAAAAUCGGCUCCCAGUGCUACGAGGACAUGAAACAGUUCAGCAUGUGCGUCGAGGAAGCUCUCUUCCGCCUGUCGGCACACAGGGACCGGGCUCUUACAUACAAAAUGGAAGAAGUGCAGAUCACUGCCGUCGACGAACUUUAUGUCGAGCAAAACGCCAACGGAGGAGUUGAAAAACAGAUCGCGAGAGUCCGCCUCUUUUUCCUUGGCUUCCUUUCAGGUAUGCCAGACGUAGAAUUGGGCGUCAACGACUUGGUACGCCAAGGGAAGGAGGUGGUCGGAAGGCACGACAUCAUCCCCGUUGUCACCGAAGAGUGGAUUCGACUGGAAAACGUUGAAUUCCACUCUUGCGUCCAGUUGGACGAGUACGAAAGGACACGCACAAUUAAGUUCAAACCACCGGACGCGUGCUAUAUCGAGCUUAUGCGUUUCCGGGUGAGACCGCCGAAAAACAGGGAGUUGCCACUUCAGCUCAAAACUACAAUUUGUGUAACGGGGAACAAGGUAUAAAAUCCUUUCAGUCAUGUAAUGUAACGUCAAUAUUAUCUAAAGACAAUUCUACAGAUUUAUAGA